Molecule: messenger RNA, 1720 nt
Organism: Hyposmocoma kahamanoa
Lineage: Eukaryota; Metazoa; Arthropoda; Insecta; Lepidoptera; Cosmopterigidae
Product: glucosylceramidase-like
Exons: 12
Coding region: 1-1614 (537 amino acids)
Biological process (GO): glucosylceramide catabolic process
Molecular function (GO): glucosylceramidase activity
Source: RefSeq, a predicted model, not a curated record
AUGAGGGUGGCAUUGGUAGUAUCCAUUAUAUGUGCGUUGAUUGUUCUAAUAACAUCUGAAGACCGGCAAUGUCAAGCGCGCAAUGUGGGGAUUCCAGGACGUUCUAUAGUAUGCGUGUGCAACGCAGUCUAUUGCGACUCUAUCACGAGAGAGAACCCAGCACCUGGCACCUACGUAGUUUAUACGUCUAGUUAUGCUGGACAACGAUUUGAGAAAAGUGUUGGCAAUAUCGAAGUUGACCCUACACGAACUGAAGAUGACAACGUCCGGCCUGAGAACGACGAAGAUGAAAACGAAUUCGAAGAUACGAGUUUGAUCAGAGUGAGCUACAGAAUAUUCACAAAUACACGGUUCCAAUUUAUCGAGGGCUUCGGCGGGUCCAUCACAGAUGCCGCUUCCAUUAACUGGAGAAAGUUGUCUCGUGCUGCACAGACUAAUUUGAUUGAAUCAUACUUCGGCCCCGAAGGAAUAGAAUACAACUUGAUCCGAAUACCAAUCGCAGGGUGUGACUUCUCUACCCACCCUUACACCUACAAUGAGUAUCCAUGGCACGACGCAGAGCUCACCAACUACACGCUAUCGUCGGAAGAUUACUUCUACAGGUUACCUAUGCUCGCAACUAGUUUACGAACAGCGAGAGAAGAAGUGAAAAUCACCGCAAGCGCAUGGUCGCCACCGAUUUGGAUGAAGACUAACGAGAGAAUUACUGGCUUCGGACAACUCAGGCCACAGUACUAUCAGGCGUACGCUGAUUAUCAUUUGCGGUUCUUAGAAGAGUUAGAAAAAAUGAACAUAAAGGUGUGGGCUAUCACAACUACCAAUGAGCCCAUCAACGGCAUCGUACCUUUGGCACCGUUCAAUUCCUUGGGAUGGCUACCUUCUCAAUUGGCACGAUGGGUUGCCAACAACCUAGGACCGACGAUAAGGAACUCUCGUUUCAACCAGACUAAAAUUUUCGCUGUCGAUGAUCAACGAUACCUUUUACAUUACUAUGUCCUCGGUAUGGAAAGAGAAGACCCAAAAUCUAUCGAAUACAUCGACGGGAUUGCCGUCCAUUAUUAUGGAAACUUCGUCCCGGCAUCCAUUCUUUCCAACCUUCAAAACAGAUAUCCCAACAAAAUGCUGCUCUCUACUGAAGCUUGCGAAGGUCCUAUGCCAUGGGAUGAACACAAGGUAGAACUUGGAUCCUGGGAUCGAGCUCGGAACUACGUGCGAUAUAUCUUACAAGACCUUAACAACUUUGUCGUCGGCUGGAUUGAUUGGAAUCUCUGUCUAGACCCGGAGGGUGGUCCAAAUUGGGCCAACAAUUUUGUUGACGCUCCGAUUCUUGUCUACGGGGAUCAAGAUGAAUUCAUAAAACAACCCAUGUUCUACGCCAUGGGACACUUCUCGAAGUUUAUUCCUCGAGGCUCUAGGCGUAUUCAAGUUUCCAGGAGAAGUCUGGCCACCGUUGAAAAUCUGGCAGUGAUUAAACCAAACGGACACAUAGUUGUUGUUUUACAAAAUGCAAAUGAAAACGAACGCAUUGUUCACCUACGCAUCAGUGCCACAAGAUUCAUUGAAUUGACGAUGGAGGCCCGGUCUGUGAAAACUAUAGAAAUUAAUCCAAAUUAAACGACAUUUCACUGUCUGUUUUUGAAUCCGGCAAAUAAAAACGUUACAACUGGUCGUCUUUUUAUUUAUAAACAAUUUCAUUUGAUUAAAAUUUCAAAUAUAUUCA